UUUGUUUUUUGGGGAAGAGUAGAAAAACUCUUGUUGUUGAAGGUAAGAAAUCGACGGCUCAGAUUGAUUACCUUGCUUUGAAGUAGUAGAAGACUCGUGGACGACGAUAGUCCAGCUGAUUCGCCAUCUCCAGGAGUCGAAUUGCUUCGAGACGAUCAGCAUGUUGUAAUGAGCAACGGGAUAGUUAGCAUUAGAUUGACGGUGCCAGGUGGCGCCGUCACUAAUAUAACAUACAACGGGAGCGACAAUUUGCUUCUCCCGGAAGAUAAAGAAGCGGACAGAGGGCAUUGGAAUAUAGUUUGGAACAUGACCGAACGUGGCAAAAUUAUUGAUAAUUUAGAAGGAACGAGUUAUAAGGUCAUAGUGCAAAAUGAAAAUCAAACGGAGAUUUCAUUCACCAGAACAUGGACGGUUGGUAGCACUAACGCUCCCUUAAACGUCGACAAAAGAUUCGUGAUGCUUCGCGACUCGCCUGGAUUCUACUCGUACACCGUGCUCGAACGUUUAAAAGGAUGGCCUGUUUUUGACCUAGAGAACGGAAGAAUGGUGUUCAAACUCGAUGGAAACAUGUUCGACUACAUGGCAAUGUCGGAUGUGAGACAAAGGUAUAUGCCUACGAGCGAGGAUCGCGAGAACGGGGAGAAGCUUGAGUACAAGGAAGCUGUUCUCUUAACCAAUCCAAGCAAUCCUGAUUUCAAAGGGGAGGUGGACGAUAAAUACUUGUACUCCUGCGAUAACAAAGACAACAAGGUCCACGGAUGGGUUAGCAGUAAUCUUUCAUCGGGAUUUUGGAUGAUAACACCUAGCAACGAGUUUCGCUCGGGCGGACCUCUCAAACAGGACCUCACUUCUCAUGUUGGUCCAACUGUACUUUCCGUGUUUAUUAGCACACAUUAUGCCGGGGUAGAUCUUGCGCUCAAGUUUGAGAGUCAAGAGUACUGGAAAAAGGUUCUCGGCCCCGUUUUUAUCUACCUCAAUUCCGACGCUUCUGCAAAGACCAAUCCUUCUGUGCUUUGGAGCGACGCCAAAAAGAGGAUGCUAGAAGAGGUUGCUAGUUGGCCGUACAGUUUCCCGAAUUCGAAAGAAUUUGUUAAAUCCGAACAAAGAGGAGCUUUAAGUGGUCAAUUGCUUGUUCAAGACAGGUUCGUUCAUAAGAAAGCUGCGCCUGCUUCCUCGUCUUAUGUCGGAUUGGCACCACUGGGAAAAGCUGGUUCAUGGCAAUUCGAAAGCAAGGGUUAUCAAUUUUGGACACAAACGGACGAAGACGGGAGUUUUUCGAUUAAGAAUGUGAUACCCGGAAAUUACAGCUUGUUUGCAUGGGUGCCUGGAUUUGUCGGAGAUUACAAACAUGCUUCAGACAUCACUAUUACACCGGGAUCAAAUAUUCAGGCAACUAAUGUUGUUUUCGAUGCUCCAAGAAACGGUCCAACAUUGUGGGAGCUCGGAAUUCCCGAUCGAUCAGCCGCCGAGUUCUUCAUUCCAGAUCCAGAUUCAAGAUUCAAGAUCCAUCAAUACAAACAACCCGUCGAAAAGUUCAGACAAUACGGACUUUGGGCCCGUUACGGAGAACUGUACCCACAAAAGGAUCUAGUUUUUACAGUUGGCUCUAGCAAUUAUAGUCAAGACUGGUUUUUCUCUCAGGUUACAAGGAAUGUGGGAGGACAGUACGUAGGAACAACAUGGCAGAUUUUGUUCGACCUAAAAGACGUCGAUAAAACGGGAAACUAUACUCUCCAAUUGGCCCUUGCAUCAAUACAUUAUGCGGAAUUACAGGUGCGUUUCAACAAUCCGAAAUCAGCGCCACAUUUUACAACGGGGGUAAUAGGCAAGGACAAUGCAAUAGCAAGACAUGGCAUCCGUGGGUUGUACCGUUUUUACACUAUUCCGGUACCAGGGAGUUCUCUUCUUGUCGGAACGAACACGAUAUUUUUGACGCAGACACAAAUUCAAUCGCCCUUCGUAGAAAUCAUGUAUGAUUAUAUUCGUUUAGAAGGGCCGACGGUAUCACAUUAAUUAGUGAAAACAUUUUUUUUUUCUUGUGUUCUUUUUAUAUGUCCAUCUCAAGAAUAAUAUGUAACAAUGGCCCAAAUGUUGGCAUUAUAUUCAAUCUAUAAUUAGGUAUAGACUAUAGAGUGGUUUUAACAAAUAUUAUAGGUUUUGUUGGUCAUAGAUUCAAAUUCGAUCUAAUAUAUUGUUGUUUUUGUCUCUCUUGGUAGUGAAAAUAAUUGAAGUUUUUACGUAACGAAGGAACUCGCAGUUAACUAUAUAUGUGCACUGGAUAAACCUACACUUUCGUAUAAUAGUUUUCAAAUCAUACCAGAGACAUAAACCAUACUAGGCUAAUCAUGGUUGAUAAAAUCGACCUAACGACCGUUGACAAAAGAAUUCAAAUUUAGAUCAUUCGACACAAUCUCUGUUUCUCCAACCAUUAGGCCAUCCCUUACUUCAGACCGCCCACGGUAUUUCUCAUGUGAAUAUGGCUGAAACGAAAAAUCUAUAUAUAUAAUAGUAGUAUGAUUUAUUUAGCUCACCAUUUUGAUUCUUGGAAAUUAAUUAUAACCACUUUUCAGAAAUACAAAUUUCCAAUUAAAUUUGUGGCCUUGGUUGGAUUAAAAGGGAGUAAAGUAGAAAUCCUGGAGAGAGAGGAAAAUUGAAAAAGAGAAUAAUCCAACCUUUGAGUAUACACCAAGCAACAUCUACUUCAAUAGUAUUUUAUAAUCCCAUAAAUUAAAGUGCAAUUUGCUAAAUAUCACCGAUCACUAAUACCCUCUCAAAUCAGGAUAGUUAGAUUUUCGCAGUUUGCUGAAAGUCCAUCCGACAGUUUAGUUAGAGAGCUUAGACUAAAAAUAAUCAUUUAAACUAAAAAUACAUUAUUAUAUUCCAAUUCAUCCGUCCUCAAAACCACAUUCACUCUAAAAAAUGAUUUUUCUUCUACUCUUCAACUAAGUUAUUUAUUUUCAGUCUAAAUUGGUCGAUGGACUUUUUGCAAAGUCAAAAUAACCGAGCAUAACUCCCUGCUGAUGUCACAUAGUCUGCACAUACACCUUGUGCGCCGCUCUAUACAUAAAGACGAUCGAGUGGUACAGACGUGCGCGAAAUGGUACUGAAAUUUCUCAUGGCAAAAGCCACCUACAUUAAUUUUUUGGUGAGAUUUUAACGAAAAACCAAUAUAUCAAUGUCUCUCUAAAAAAAAAUGGCGUACGCAACAUAUAAUUUGAGAUGAAAAUUGCUAAUUUAAAAAUAUUAGGGUGCAAAAUACCAAUUAGUGUUGAUUUUUGAGGUGCAUAACGCAAUUCACUCCUAAAGCAAACUAGGAAUGCCUAGGGAAUUUAGUUUGUCCCUUAAAUAAUAAAUAAUGGACAUUCCUAACUCUCUUUCUUUCUCAAUAGUUGGUGGUUUACACUUUUAUUUUAUAUGUGGAUUACUAAAGUAAUUGACAAAUAUGCAAAUGGCUAACUUA
Messenger RNA from Erythranthe guttata (spotted monkey flower), 3460 nucleotides. RefSeq lists its product as uncharacterized. Gene Ontology annotation, biological process: carbohydrate metabolic process. The record is from RefSeq and is a predicted model, not a curated record. NCBI's taxonomy places the organism in Eukaryota, Viridiplantae, Streptophyta, Magnoliopsida, Lamiales, Phrymaceae. Gene Ontology annotation, molecular function: carbohydrate binding; catalytic activity.